GUACUGGCUUAAGAUAUAUAAAACCUUCAUUAUGUUCCAUUUGUAUGUGGGGUUUUUUUUGGUCAUAUUUUGUAUUAGAAGGGAAUAACUCCUAUUCAGUCUCUGUGCUAGAAUAUUUCCUCUCUUGUCCUUUCUUCUUAGAAGUCACAUGAAUGAGAUCAUCCCAAAGGGAAAUCGGAGUUUGAUUAUAUUGUGACCUGGUCUAAUCUAAAUGGCCAGGUUUUUCUCCCUAGGCAAUCUCAUCUACUUCCAUAGUUUUAAUUGCCCCAAUAUGAUGACAAUUCUAGAAUCUUCUUUGCUAACCUCUUUCUCUGAGUUCUUGAAUCACUAUUGGAUAUGGAUACUUUUGAUGUUCAACUCGCAUUUCAAAUCAGCCAAACUGAUUGUUACUCUCCAUCCUUCCCUCCACCCCACCCCACUGCUACAUAGCACACACGUGCAUGUGUGCGCCCAUACACACACACACACACACACACACACACACACACACACACAUCCAGAACAAAAACUUACCACUUUUUUCUUACAUUUCCUGUUUGGUUAUUCCAGUAUAGUGCUCCCAGACACAUAAACUAAAAGCCUAAGAGGUAUUGUCUACUCUUUCCUCUUUCUCACCACCUCCCACAAAUAAUUGGUUAUCAAGCCCUGAAGAUUUACCUCCAAAAUACAUCUUAAGUCGGUCUCCUUUCCAGAUCCUCGGUUACUGCCUCAGCUCAGGCCCCUAUACCACUUUUCUGGACUACAGUAGCUGCCAAACUAGCUUUCCUAUCUAAUUUCUCCUCUUAUUUACUCUCUCCACUUCUCCUAAGAUGAUCUCUUUAAAGACCAGAUAUGGUCAUGUCACUCCCUUACUUAAAACCCUUCAGUGGCUCACCUAUGGGAUAUAGUUCAUGUUCCUCAGCCUGGUAAACUAAGCUUUUCUCCAUCUAACUGCUGACUCUUCUCCCUUACACUUCAGUAGUAUGCUACUUGUGAUUUCCCAGAUUGUUACUUGUAGUUGGACAACCUGUUUGUGCUACCUAGGAUUCCCUCUCCCUGAAUCCAUCCUAUUACCCCCUCCAGUGGUAUGCUGGAGCCAGCUCCUACUAGCUAGGGAAAACUGCUUGUUAAAUAUUCAGGAAUUUUGCCAGCCAGUUUUUAAUCCGAAAUCAGCCGUGAUGGGGCGUAUUUUCACCACAAACAUCAGUAAAUACUACAAAUCAGGACUUUCCCUCCACCCCAAGCCCUGCAAAAGUUGGUCCUAGCACACCAGUACUCCCGUCCAACUGGCAACAACCUUUGCCUUAAAUUCUGGCUUAGACGGUUCUUUAAAAACCUUCCCUACCCAGCCUUGUUACCUCUACACACAUAAAAUUGACUGCUACUUCCCCUUUACUUUACAUGCUUGAUUAUAGCAUUUGUCACCUUAUAGUAUAAUUCUUUGUUUACAGGUCACUUUUUAAUACUCAACACUUGAGUUCCUGGGGCAGAAUCCACCUUUCAGUUGUCUUUGCGUCUGUCAUUCAUUCACUCAACCUUCACUGCACUGGUACACUUAAUGUGUCUCAGGCACUGUUCUCAGGGCACAAGGUGAAAGGAUUUAGCCACUGUCUGCAAGAAGCUCAGAGCCUAGUCCGUGGGAAGAGACAAAUAGGUCAUUACAAUACAGUGAGACAAGUACAUUGCCAAAAGUCUGUACAAGACACAUUGGAGCCUGAAGAAAACAAACAGACAAUGCCCAGUGUAAUGGGAAAGUCUUCACAGAGCAGAAUGCUCUUUUCAGUUGCAUUAGCAGAAAUGAAAUGGGCUCAGUUUGUUGCAGUUAUGCAGGCCAUCACACAAACUGCCGAGAAUACUGUCAAGCCAUCUUUCGAACAGACUCUUCUCCUGGCCCAUCUCAGAUCAAAGCAGUGGAAAACUAUUGUGCCUCUAUUAGUCCACAGUUAAUACACUGUGUGAACAAUUACACCCAAUCUUAUCCAAUGAGGAACCCAACAGAUAGUUUAUAUUGCUGUGACAGAGCUGAAGACCAUGCUUGCCAAAAUGCCUGCAAGAGAAUUCUGAUGUCUAAGAAAACAGAAAUGGAGAUUGUUGAUGGCCUCAUCGAGGGUUGUAAAACUCAGCCUUUGCCUCAGGAUCCUCUUUGGCAGUGUUUUCUUGAAAGCUCACAAUCUGUUCACCCUGGAGUCACUCUACAUCCUCCUCCCUCUACGGGCCUUGAUGGGGCUAAAUUGCAUUGUUGUUCUAAAGCAAACACUUCAACAUGUAGGGACCUGUGCACUAAACUUUAUAGCAUGAGCUGGGGCAAUACACAGAGUUGGCAAGAGUUUGAUCGCUUUUGUGAAUACAAUCCAGUGGAAGUGUCCAUGUUGACCUGUUUAGCAGAUGUCCGGGAACCUUGCCAGUUGGGCUGUAGAAAUCUUACUUACUGUACUAAUUUUAACAACAGGCCAACAGAACUUUUUAGGAGUUGUAAUGCUCAGUCAGAUCAAGGAGCCAUGAAUGACAUGAAGCUGUGGGAGAAAGGAAGCAUAAAGAUGCCGUUUAUCAACAUACCUGUUCUUGACAUUAAGAAGUGCCAGCCAGAAAUGUGGAAAGCAGUAGCUUGUUCACUGCAGAUUAAACCUUGUCAUAGGAAAUCCCGGGGAAGUAUUAUCUGCAAAUCAGAUUGUGUGGAGAUUCUCAAGAAAUGUGGGGACCAGAACAAAUUCCCCGAGGACCACACAGCUGAAAGUAUUUGUGAGCUUCUGUCACCUACAGAUGACCUAGAGAAUUGUAUACCUUUGGAUACAUACCUCAGGCCUAGUACUUUGGGUAACAUUAUAGAAGAGGUCACUCAUCCCUGUAACCCAAAUCCUUGCCCUGCUAAUGAGCUAUGUGAGGUAAACCGGAAGGGGUGUCCAUCUGGAGAUCCCUGCCUUCCAUACUCUUGUGUUCAAGGUUGCAAAUUGGGAGAAGCCUCUGAUUUCAUCGUCCGUCAAGGGACACUAAUCCAGGUGCCAUCAUCUGCAGGGGAAGUUGGUUGUUACAAAAUUUGCUCAUGUGGACAAAGUGGACUCUUGGAAAACUGUAUGGAGAUGCACUGUAUAGAUCUCCAGAAGUCAUGUAUUGUUGGAGGAAAAAGAAAAAGUCAUGGGACAUCCUUUAACAUUGACUGCAAUAUCUGUUCUUGUUUUGCUGGCAAUUUGGUGUGUUCUACCCGCCUGUGCCUCAGUGAGCACAGUUCAGAAGAUGACCGUCGCACCUUCACAGGUCUGCCCUGUAACUGUGCAGAUCAGUUUGUCCCCGUGUGUGGGCAGAAUGGACGCACUUACCCCAGUGCCUGCAUUGCUCGCUGUGUGGGCCUCCAAGACCAUCAGUUUGAGUUUGGAUCGUGCAUCUCAAAGGAUCCAUGUAAUCCUAAUCCCUGCCCCAAAAACCAAAGAUGCAUACCCAAACCACAGGUCUGCCUGACAACGUUUGAUAAAUUUGGAUGUAGCCAACACGAGUGUUUGCCGAGACAGCUUACCUGUGACCAGGUUCGCGAUCCUGUUUGUGACACACACCACAUGGAGCACAGCAGUCUCUGCGCCUUGUACCAGAGGGGGCAAAGCCUCUUAUACAAAGGCCCGUGCCAGCCCUUCUGCAGAGCCACAGAGCCCGUCUGCGGGCACAAUGGCGAGACCUAUAGUAGCGUGUGUGCUGCCUACUCGGACCGUGUGGCUGUUGAUUACUAUGGGCCCUGCCAGGCCGUCGGGGUCCUCUCAGAGUACAGUUCUGUCGCUGAGUGUGCUGCUGUGAAGUGUCCUUCACUCUCUGCAACUGAGUGCAAACCCAUCAUCCCACCCGGUGCUUGUUGCCCAUUAUGUGCUGGAAUGUUAAGAGUUUUAUUUGACAAAGAAAAACUGGAUACUAUUGCUAAGGUAACAAACAAAAAGCCAAUAACGGUUCUGGAAAUACUUCAGAAAAUCCGCAUGCACGUGUCUGUCCCACAGUGUGACGUAUUUGGAUACUUCAGCAUCGAAUCAGAAAUUGUGAUCCUGAUCAUUCCUGUUGAUCAUUAUCCGAAAGCUUUGCAGAUUGAGGCCUGCAAUAAAGAAGCAGAGAAGAUCGAAUCCCUCAUCAACUCCGACAGCCCCACUCUGGCAUCCCACGUCCCUCUCUCUGCUCUCAUCAUUUCCCAGGUACAGGUCUCAAACAGUGUGCCAUCAGCUGGCAUCGAGGCCAGAGCCCCCUGUCCCCCCUUCCUCCUCCUCCUCAGCCUGGGCCCUGCCUUGCACAUGGUCUGGACACGUAACUGACUGCCCGUGAAAAGUGCAAAAUGUUCCUCCAUAGAGUUUUUCUACAUUGUGAGGGACAUGCAGUACUGCUGGUUUCUAGUUGAAUAGUGGCCAAGUAAAAGCACUUGUCACCUCUAUUCACCACACGGUAUUUUUUUUAAUCUGCCAAUAUUAGGGUUUUUGUUUUGUUCUUACAAAUGUUAAAAUAUGUCCUUCCAAAUACUAAUGAGAAGAGGAUGUCUUCUUUUGGUGGAUUCCUGCCUUACAGUUUGCUCCUUAGAUGGGUCCCCCCCACUCUCGAACAAAUUUGAUAUCACUGAUAAGUGACGUGAUCACUUUUUAGAAAGGUAACUCACUUUACUAUAAGCUUCGUGUCUGGAAACUUCAUUUCAGAGGUCCUUUAAGUAUUAAGGUGCCCCUAGGGUAUGUGUGCUUGUUUACAGAUAAUUAUCUGCUCUGUCUAGAAGCUAGGGGUCGCAGUGAAGAGACUAUUAGAGUAUGAAACAAAGAGAAAGCAUCUUUGGAAUUAUCAUAUACAUCAUCAGGCAAAUUUAAUUUACAGAAAUUUACUUCAGGAACCCAUCUAUUAUGUUAAGCAGAGCAAGCUAUGGAAAUGGCAUUCACGUGACACGUUGUAAGCAAUAGGCUCAGUGGUUACUAACGUGCGUGUGACUUUUGUGAAAGGGAGAAGUUAUAUCACAUCAAAGCAUAUUGCAUUAUGCAUUUUUAUAUUAACCAGAUGUAUAUUCUUCAGUAUUCAUCCGAGUUAAACUUAGAGUUUUUAAACAUCAAUCUUUAAACCGAUUGCUGCUACUUAUAUACUUGCCAAAAAGUGAAAUAAUUAGUAUUUCGUGUAAAUAAUACGUGAUAUUUUUAUUUUAUUAUGAAGAAGGUGAAUAGCCAUAUUUGUAAAGUGACAAUCAUGUGUGUUAACCCAGUACUUUCCGUUCAUGAAGACACAUUGCUUUUUGUGAUAUGCACAGUGUGGAUAAGUGUUCUGUCUGACUUUCUUUUUUUGAUAUAGAAUUAUAAAGAAUUGUGGUUUAAAUAUUUAAAAAUGUCAAUCUAAGUAUUAAAAUGUCUGCAUGUUGUCUGAGAAAUUGAAUACUUUGAAUGUGUUUCACAGUUUGAAAUAAGCUAUUCAGUGUAAUACUUCUUGUUUGUAUGCACCUAAACUUAGAUUUUACAUGAAGUAUUUUUUUCAGUGUUAUAUGUACCCUUUGAAAUAUAUAGGGCUAUGCUCAUUAUACCAAAAUAUUGUUUAAAAGUGGGCACUUAAAGCUUUCAGAAUAUCUCAGUGCUGAUGUAGCGUGUUUGUUGCAAUUGCUUUUUCUAUAUAAAUGUCUUCAAUGCAAUAUACUGGAAAGCUUUUCUAUUUUAAUAAAAAUAAUUUUAUAUGA
Molecule: messenger RNA, 5638 nt
Organism: Acinonyx jubatus (cheetah)
Lineage: Eukaryota; Metazoa; Chordata; Mammalia; Carnivora; Felidae
Gene: RECK
Product: reversion inducing cysteine rich protein with kazal motifs
Exons: 16
Coding region: 1782-4259 (825 amino acids)
Biological process (GO): sprouting angiogenesis; blood vessel maturation; extracellular matrix organization
Cellular component (GO): plasma membrane
Molecular function (GO): protein binding; metalloendopeptidase inhibitor activity
Source: RefSeq, a predicted model, not a curated record